This is a messenger RNA of Helobdella robusta, 183 nucleotides long. RefSeq lists its product as hypothetical. The transcript has a single exon. The record is from RefSeq and is a predicted model, not a curated record. The annotation marks the transcript as partial. Gene Ontology annotation, biological process: regulation of transcription by RNA polymerase II. NCBI's taxonomy places the organism in Eukaryota, Metazoa, Annelida, Clitellata, Rhynchobdellida, Glossiphoniidae. Gene Ontology annotation, molecular function: DNA-binding transcription factor activity, RNA polymerase II-specific; RNA polymerase II cis-regulatory region sequence-specific DNA binding.
AGAACGAAAGACCAUCACAGAACCGCAUACAAUCCAAGGCAGAGAGAAAUAUUAGAAAAUGAGUUUUGGAAGAACAAAUUUUUGAACGCGAUUCGAAGAGAGAAGAUUGCAGCUGAAACCGAUCUGGAUGCCAAGCAGGUUUGCUACUGGUUUCAAAACAGGCGUGUAAAAGAAAAGAAACUA